AUGGCGGCGCCCUUUCCAUCUCUCAAGAUGCGCUCCCCUCUGUUUCUGCUGCUUGCUCUCAGCAGUAUCACCCACUCUGCACGCGGAGAACUCUCCAGCGGCUGCAACCCGCUUCCUGAGCCCAGCCUUGUUAACCAGUUUUUGCUAACAAACCACUCGGACCUGAGAAACCCCGCGUUCGGGGAAAGCGUUAACGGGCUGACCGCCGAGGAAGGGUUACGGUUUCCGCGGCAGCUACAGGUGGUCAAGUGCCAUUCCUUUGGAAACCUUUCAACUGGAAACUCUUCCUUUGACUUUUACCAAGUGGAAUCGCCCAGCCAGGUUUGCAAGGCGCCCCCGCCUUUGGAAUUCGACUUGUCGCCAAACGUGCGUAGCGAAAUGAAGGGUCCGGGGGGUCUGCUGUUCCUCGCGUUCUUGGCCUCGGUGAUAAUUACGGGUUUAACGACGUGGGCUAUUGUCUUCUCGCUGGGGGCGUUCCUUGUCAGGAGUAUUGGUCGCCUCGUAUGCUGGUUGUCGGGAAAGCUUUGCGUCUCUCCCGAAGCGGAAGCCAACAUGAACAAUACCAGUCUCGUGAUACAAGAAAGUUUUGGCGCCGCCUUCUAUGUGCAAACCAACGGCGUGUGGAGCCUCGACAAGAACGCGAAGCGAGCUGCGGACCCACUCAGCCAGACACACGACGUGGCGACCUGGGACACUGACUUUGGCGGGGGCCUGAACCGGUUCCUUAAUGACUCGGGAACAGGUUUAAACCUGACCCUGUGUGCGACGAAGACCAUGACCUUUUACGUGAGCUGCCCGGUUCGCUGUGCCGGUUUGGGCGAGCCCUACGGGAACCGGGCGCCCGGGAAAGCGCAGCUCAAAGUUUGCCCCGACUACUUUGAACGGACACCUGUCAAGAUGGCCCUAAUCGAGAACGUCUGUGACGGGGUGGCAGGUGCGGUCGCCGUUCUGCUGACGUUUUGGUGUUGCCGAUGCUGCUUGAGAAAGAAACGCGUUAAUUGA
Messenger RNA from Klebsormidium nitens, 1002 nucleotides. NCBI's taxonomy places the organism in Eukaryota, Viridiplantae, Streptophyta, Klebsormidiophyceae, Klebsormidiales, Klebsormidiaceae. The record is from the annotation of a GenBank genome assembly.